Molecule: messenger RNA, 1533 nt
Organism: Spirometra erinaceieuropaei
Lineage: Eukaryota; Metazoa; Platyhelminthes; Cestoda; Diphyllobothriidea; Diphyllobothriidae
Source: the annotation of a GenBank genome assembly
AUGCUCAUCGCCAGAGAUCGGAAAGCUUUUGAAAAGAACCUUUUGAACCGUGUCAUGAUUAAUCCCAAAAUCCUUUACAGCUACAUAAUACAGAGCACACGGAACAAAGAUCCUGUCCCACUGCUGCGAACGGCUGAGGGUGUGGAAAUCUCCGAUGACAAGGAUAAGGCUAAAUAUCUCUUUCAGUUCUUCCGGUUAGUCGUGACAAGUGAACCUGAUUUUUUCUCACCCGCUUAUGAAGACUUAGAAACACCUGCCCUCGAAGCCGUCUUCUUCACUGAAACAUUUGUUCGAAAUGAUUUACUAAACCUAAAAGAAUCGACCUCCACAGGCCCUGAUGCAAUCCCGACCAAGCUGCUGAAGGAGCUAGCUCUCGAAAUGUCCAAGACGUUAGCCUUGAUUUUCCAAACGUCGUUUCUUACUGGAUGUCUGCCCUCUGACUGGAAGUCCGCUACCAUCACUCCGCUUUUUAAGGGUGGAAGUCGUGCGUCUGCGAAUAACUAUAGGCCAGUGCGUCUUACCUCCAUCUGUUGCAAAAUCACGGAGAAGAUCAUUAAAAAAGCCUUGAUGCAGUUCCUCGAGCAUCACCAUCUCCUUUCCGAUGCACAAAACGGCUUUCGAAUUGGUAGGUCCUGCCUCACGAAUCUACUCUUGACGCUCGAACGAUGGACCAAAGCACGCGAUGAAGGUAGUGUGGUGCCCGCCAUUUACAUCGACUUCAAAGAGGCUCGCGACAGCGUUCCUCAACAACGUCUAUUAUACAAACUGCGCAACGCUGGAAUUCGUGAACGCUUUCUUCUAUGGAUCCAGAGCUUUUUGGCUGAACGGUCCCAAAGAGUGCAAGUCGGGCGUCAACAGUCCUCAGAUGUAAGCGCGGUGAGUGGCGUCCCACAGGGCUCAGUCCUAGGUCCCACGUUAUUCCUCGUUUUCAUAAAUGACCGCGUCAAGGACCUAGACUGCGAUGUCACCCUGUUUGCCGAUGACAUAAAAUUGUGGAAAGUUAUUCACAAUGCGGCAGACGCAGACCACCUGCAAGCAAACUUGAACAGGCUCGAAGACUGGUCGAAGCGCUGGCUUAUGCCCUUCAAUAUAAGCAAGAGCAACCUUCUACAACUCGGCAGCUUCAGAGCCCCCAGCCCCAGCACCUACUUUCUACACGGCACACCACUGCAACAGGUUGACAGUCAGAAGGACCUGGGUGUAUGGAUUACAUCGUCACUCAAACCGACACUGCACUGCGCGAAGGCUGCUAUAUCGGCUACGGCCACAUUGCAACUCAUUAGGCGAGCAUUUAUGGGAUUUGACCCUGACUGCUUUUCCAAAAUAUUUGGCACAUUUGUGCGACCUCAUCUAGAAUACGCCAUACAGGCGUGGAGACCUUGGACUGCCAAGGACUAUAUAGUUUUGGAGAAGGUCCAGAGACGGGCGAUCAAAAUGCCCAAGGUCUGUGAGCACUGCCCUAUGAAACCAGAGUGUCAACUCUCAACCUGCUUCCCCUUUCCUACAGGCAAUAACGUUUUGAACUUAUACUAA